Rhodotorula toruloides NP11 is the source of this 870-nucleotide messenger RNA. Its product is annotated as NmrA-like domain containing protein. The record is from RefSeq and is a predicted model, not a curated record. The transcript has 4 exons. Bases 1 to 870 code for a protein of 289 amino acids. Lineage: Eukaryota; Fungi; Basidiomycota; Microbotryomycetes; Sporidiobolales; Sporidiobolaceae.
AUGCCUGCUCUCUCACCCGUGCUCGUCCUUGGAGGGACCGGAACCCAGGGCUCUGCCGUCAUCCGCGCCCUCCAGGCUCUCGCUCAGCCUCCCCAAAUCCGCGCCCUCACACGCAACCCGGCGAGUCCGGCGGCGCAGAAACUGAAGGAACAGGGUAUCGAGGUCGUCCAGGGCGACUUGACCGAUCCUGCGAGUCUCGAUGCCGCCCUCGUCGGCGUCCGCUCAGCCUUCCUCGUCACCGCCAUCCCCAGCAAAGGCCAGCCAACCGAAGACCAGCAAGGCCGGAACUUUGUCGACGCAGCCAAGCGCGCCAACCUCCCUUUCCUCGUCUUCUCCUCCGUCGCCAAUGCUACACCCACAAUCGGCAUUCCACACUUCGAGACCAAGGCCAAGAUCGAGGAGGCGCUCAAGGAGAGCGGGUUGAAGCAUGCGGUGGUCGCGCCUGUCGCCUUCAUGGACAACUACCCGAAGCAGAACAACCUUGCUCUCGCCAUGGCGCUCGGGUUCUUCGACGCCGCGCUUCAGGGCAAAAAGAUCCAGCUCAUUUCGGCCGACGACAUCGGCUACGUCGCCGCCGAGAUGCUCAACGACCCAGACCGCUACGCCAACCGCCGCAUCGACCUAGCCGCCGACAACCUCUCCAUGAACGAAGUCCGCACGACCUACGCGCGCGUCUACACCCAAUCCGUCUGGAAGGCCUGGUUCCCCUCUUUAGUCGUCUCCCUCCUCCCGCAUGACUUCAAGAUGAUGAUGCGCUGGUUCCAUGAGGUUGGGUACUCGGCGGAUAUCGAGGCGCUCAGGAAGGAGUUCCCGAGGUUGAAGGGGUUGGAGGAGUGGUUGCGCGAGCGGGUGGCGGACAAGAGUCAGUAG